This is a messenger RNA of Ruditapes philippinarum (Manila clam), 375 nucleotides long. RefSeq names its product chaperone protein DnaJ 2-like. NCBI's taxonomy places the organism in Eukaryota, Metazoa, Mollusca, Bivalvia, Venerida, Veneridae. The record is from RefSeq and is a predicted model, not a curated record.
CAAAUCGAAAGCGUCUUUGCAAAGUUGCGUCCCUUUCACGUUAUACAACAACAGUAAUGGCGGACACUGAAGAAGUGAGAAAUGGUUGUGAAAGUUAACAAGCAAGAUGAAGGUGACUGAUAUUAAAAGACACACAAGCAUGUUUUAUAACUUGACAAAGUGCACAGGGUGUCUGCAGAGGCUACUCAACACUACCAAGUUUGUCAGGUUCAACAGCAAUAGUCAUUAUGCUGCCCUUGGUUUACCUCCAACUGCAACCCAAAAAGAGAUCAGGGAUGCCUAUAUUAAACUUUCGAAAGAGCAUCAUCCUGAUCAAAAUCAACAGGACAAAGACAGUCAUGAGAAAUUUGUGAAGAUAAAUACAGCGUAUGAAGU